This is a messenger RNA of Aphanomyces astaci, 5547 nucleotides long. RefSeq lists its product as hypothetical. Lineage: Eukaryota; Oomycota; Saprolegniomycetes; Saprolegniales; Verrucalvaceae. The coding region runs from base 27 to 5003 and encodes 1658 amino acids. The record is from RefSeq and is a predicted model, not a curated record. The transcript has 22 exons.
AUAAUGUGGUGUUAGAUUAUUGUCGAAUGCAGCCAUCUCACGUUAUGCCGCCACCUGCUACCAGUCCAGCUCACGAGGACGACGAUUUAGUUGAGACCUCCACCGCUUCGUCAUUUCAACCCAACCAUUGCAUAGAAUGUUGCAUGUCCUUUGACUCCACUGCUGACUUCGCCAACCACAAAGCCAAGUUUUGCAUACAAAGCGAGUACUUUGACCCGGUCAAGAUGCAACAACACCUCUUGGCCACUUCUAUUUCGGACGAAAGCAACGUCAUGGCGACCAAGGGAGUUUGCGGCGCGACCAUGUCGUUUGCCAAGGUCGAGCAGUACUUGAGCGGUGGUGGAGGAAGGUCUUCCCGUGAUGGCAACGGUACUGGUCAAGACAUGACGAUUGGGAAGGUGUCGUUGUUGGAUCUCAAGGCCACGAUGCAAGCGAACGACGUUGAAAUGGAGAAAUUGAGACGGCACGUAAAGAAAGAGCGCGAAAAGGAAAAGGCAGACGAGCUACGAGGACUCAAAUUGAAGCAGCAAAAAGCGUUGUUGCAGAAGAAACAAGAAGAAGACGAGGUCGUGGCACUCAUGAAAGAAAUCGAGCGGCGCCAAGUCGACGAGCUCAAAGCGCGAGCGAAGCGCGAACAAGUCAAAGCCGAGUUGCGGCAUUUGGAUACUGUGGGUAUGAACUUGCUCGAGGACGAGCGAAAGCGAGAGUUGGCUGAGCUGGUCAAGCAAAAAGAGAUCUUGACCCAAAAGGAGCAGGCCGCUUUGCACGAAAUACAAGCCCUGGAGAAACGUGUGAAAGACCAGGAGCUGCAGCACCGUGACGACGAAAGGAAGGUGCUAGCGACGAUUCAGCGAAUGGACGACGGGUCCAAAGGAGAUGCGCGCGUGCGAGCCCUGCGGGCCACGCACAUGCAACGCAGUCAAACGUAUGGCGCGCAAGCGGCGUUGCUCGGGCACAAGCGGAUGGAGUUGCAGCAACUGCAAGAGAAACUCAAGAACGACAUGACCAACCUGGACGUUCGUCACACUCGUGGGGACAACCAAGCGGACGAUGACAACGCUGCGGCAGGGGUCAUCUCAUUCAACUACGACGAAGAGAAGCACCGAGUGAAAAACUUUGACGGUCAGUUCGGUGGGGAUAUCAAGGGCCACGAAACAUCCAGUCCGGCUACGGAUAGCUCGUCUAGUAAACAGCCACACAGCAGUAGCGUCAGAGACGUUGGCAAGAGCAACUCCAAGUCAACUGCAGACGACAGUCCGUCCCCCAACAACUGGAAUGAUGAGCCCAAGCCAACACCACGUCGUGUGCAUUCUAGUGACCUGCCAACCAGGGAAGAGGAGAGAGGUAACACUAAGCCCCUGAAAGACAAUGCCAAAACACCUACUGCACCCGCCCCCUUGGAUGCCCUCGAACGAGAAGUUCUGCAUCGAAACGAAAGUGACCAUACUCUCAAGCAGUCUAGACCAUCCACACCACGAAUAGCAAAAGCCCCCCAAGCUCCUCCUAUGAACCAUCCACCCUUGCACGGCGGCAACUUGCCCUCUUCCUCAUAUCCCCCCUCAAUAAACCCAGAGGCACCACCUUACGCCGUGCCUCCCAUGGCAUCGCAUAUGUGGCCCCCUCCCAACUACACUUCCUAUGGGGGGGCAUAUCCGUACUUUGCGCCGCCUCCGAUGUCCAACUACGGUAUGCUUCAACCCCCGUACUUCAAUGGAUACACUGGAUUUGCCGCGACGGGGGCGGCCAUUAUGGGUGGGGGGUACCCACCCCCCAUGAUGAAUCCGUACGGCAUGCAGCCAACACCGUACAUGCAGCACCAACCCAUGUCCAUGAUGCCAAACAUGAUGAUGAAUCCUGGGAUGUUUGAACCGCCGCCAGACCCAGAGACUGUCAAGUUGCAGCAACAGUUGGAAGCCAUGAAGCAACUCAAGGAGCAACGCGAAUUGGAAAUGGAAACUCUGCGAUUUCAGCAAAUGAUUCAAAGCAUUCAGGGAAAGCUUCCAGGGGCUGCCAACGGCCUCUUCACCAAUGCUCCGACUGGCCAGCAGCAAUCCAUGUCUGCGCAGUCGUCCAGCAGUGACUUGGCCCCCAAAAUAGCUCUGGCAGUUGCAGAUGAACUCGAGUCGAAGGAGCUCAAAGCGUUGAAACUCAAACAUGCUGAAGACAUGCUCAAGCUAAAGCAGCAGCGCGAUCUAAUGGAAGAGGAGGAACGGCUGCAAGACAUGAAAGAGCAACGUGAGAAGCGACGACGGGAAAUGGACGAGCAAAUGGCCCAGGAAGAAUGGAUGGCGAAUCAAAAACGAAUGGUCAUGGCGCUUCGCAUGAAAAAAGUGCUGGCACAAGAACAGCCACUGGCACCAUCCAUGACUGACGACAUGGCGGCAUCUGGCGACGUUCGUCCAUACGACCCCGAGCUAGGGUUUAGUGUGUUUUGGGACUACAUCCUUCUUGUGCCUGCGAAAGCCAGUUUCUUGCAGGUGACGUAUGCAGUGUACGAAGGGUCAAUCCUGCGGACCAAGCACAAGGUGAUUCGCGCCCGAGAGUGUGAACCCCAUGGCCCCACAGUCAAUCGGUGCGUCUUGGCUUCAACUCGAGCGUUCGAUCAUUUGCCAGCCAAUAUGGACGUUCGUCUACUGAUUGAGGUCGCUGCUACAACUUCGGACGGCAAGACCAAACCCUUGAGUUUGGGAUGGACAGCCAUGGACUUGUUCAUUCUGUCAUCGGAUGGGUCGACAGUGCAGCUACAGCAAGGCAAAUUCAAACUCCCUCUGAGCCGUUCGCCAUUGCCGUCGAUGAACAAUGGGCCGUGGAGUGUGCCCAAAGGUGCCUCCGAUGCUACCACCACGACGUUGUACCUUCGGGUGGCGCACGCUGCCCAAGUCGAGGACGCCACCAUGUACCCAGUGAAUCCCGACGUGACCGCGAGUAAAUACCAGAAUCCAUCGACAACAUCGACGAUAUCCCCUUCCCCAACGCUUGCGGCUCCCACCACAGUGACCUCCGACCAAACGAAAAAAAGUAGUCAGCCAACCGACCCCCUAUACCACGCCCCACCGCCCCCCACAGCCCCCCCGACGCGACCCCCAACAUCCAAACCAGCCCAACCAAUCACCACAACGUCAUACACUCCGAAUGCCACUUCAACUGCUGCCAGCUACAAAAGCAAAGCGUCUCCAAUACGAAGCGUGCUACCGUCGGCCAUGGCUGUCCUUGCUACUAUUCCAUCGAUAUCAGGCGACCAUGGCACAGCUCAGUACACGGCCCUGCUCUCAGCCUUACGCCCAUCAGAUCCCAAGGAAUGGACCCACUCUAGCUCGGACUGUGUCCAGCUUGUGCUAUCGUUGCCAAGCUCCAGUGUACCAUUGUACUCGUCUGAGGACCGGUCAAUUGACCCGUCAACGGGCCUCGUGACGGCUGGGCCGUGGAAAAUACCCUUGUUCAGUGUCCCAAAGCCCCUUUCUCACAACCAACCCAUCGUCAUCACGCUAUCGCAUAAACGAAGCGGAGGGGUCGUCGAGUUGUACAGUGCGACGCUGGCUUUGGAGGACGCAGGGGGGCACGACGUCGUAUGGGACGAACAACUGGUCGAGUUGUGUCACCCAGCCACCAAGCAAGUCAAAGCGAUCAUACUCGUCACCAUCUCGCCCACAGAUCAUGAUCCGCCAAGCCAUUCCAUGUUCCCAUCUACCUCAUUGUCCAGUGGCGAAGGAUGGGUCGAGUGUGACUUGUACUCGAACCCCCGCAACAUCCCCCCUCAAACCCUCUUUGGUCGGGGCGACGGCUUCAACGUGUAUGUGGACGGCUUGCGGUCGCUGCCAGACCCUGUCACGAUCUCAAAAGUCACUUGCUUCGCCCUCAACGCAGACAUGACGAGCGUCUCUCCGUUGCAAGAGCCUUCUGCGUACACUACACUGCAAGACAAUGCGUCUUCUCCGUCGUUCAAACUCUGCUUGGAGUACCGAGGCGAUCGGUUCAACCCGACAUUGACCCUGCUGUGCAGAGUGGACACUAUCCACGGCGUGUCCAAGCAACCGAUGGUCGUGGGGUAUGCGGCAUUGCCGUUGUUUGUCGAACAUCGCGACAACGGAGGAGCAGCGAUGACGGCCCCCACCAAGGCCACCGUGCAGGAAUUCUGCCUCAACACCGGUGCAUUCCAAUUACCGCUGCGGCUAGGAGCGACGCUCGGCACGAACGAAAUCGACUUCAGCGCGACUGCGUGCGAUGGGUACAUGAAAUUGCCCUGCGCCACCAUCCUGGUGCGCGUAUGUCCUGCCGCCAAAACCGAGGACGGCCUCGCUUGUCUGAGUCGAAACGACGUGGCAACAUCCGACUGGAUCGCUCGAGGCGUGUCCACCCCGGCACCGAAUUAUGCCGACAAAGCUUACGAUUCCACAGCAUCGCGGCCUUCGCUUGCCGAAGACAAGCUGUACAAACUAAGGUUGCGUCGCCCGCCCCGGUUGGUUGGUGACACCUUGUUGACCGUGACCGACAAAGCCACCGUGGACGCACCAGAGAAACUUGCGACGUGGCUCCAAGCGCAGUUGACUAAAAAACCAACGGUAACGCUCUUGGACACCCUGACAACGAUGUUUCCGUAUAUACCGGAAAUGGGAUUUCGCAUUGCAAUCGACGGGUUGGUGAAUGUGCCCAGUGGCUGUUUGUACAAGGUCGUGACGUGCAUCUCCCCGCCAGCUCCGUUUUAUCAAGACCCCAAAAUGACAGACGAUGUGCACAUGACCAUCAGCUACAACUGGACCAGUGCCCAGGCCUAUCCCGAGUUCCAGGACGGCUACAUCACAUUUCGAGACGUGCCAGAGUUCCCUAACACCGACUUGCUCGUGGUGUUUGACGUUCGAGGCGUCAAGCAAGUUAAAGGCACGUGGGUGUCGCAUCAAGUGGGCUGGGCGUACUUGAAACUGCUCAACACAUCCCAUUGCAUUGCCGCGGGAUCGUUCCAGUUGCCGCUCUUUUCUGGGGCCAUGAGUUUGGUGUGUGUCCCGUGAUGGAUAACUAGGGAAUGACGAUGGUGGUGGUGGUUCUGCUGCGGUAGGAUCUUCUCCAACACGACAUGGCUUUGGAUGCGUUGAUUGACGCCGAGACAGCUAAAAAGAAGGGAUUGAUCUCGUACUUGCCCGGCAUGUCGUUAUGCAUCCGCGUAGAAGACGGAUGCAUGCCGAAUACGUUUCCGAAGCCUUUGGUUUGUCCUGUUCACAAGACAUGAUUAAUAUGUGUUGUAGGGAAACAUGACCCCCGUGGGGAUGCCACCGUCGACGGCGGCCAAAUACACGUACGACGCCACGAAUGUGCAAACUCAAAAGAAGAAGAAACCGCUGUCCAAACUGGUGGUUGGCAAGACAGAGCGGGAGUGCGAAAAAGAGCUCAACACGACGUUUGCCAAAGACAUGGACAUCUCCCACUAUACGUUUUGACCCCAACACCGCAGCAUAGUAUUAACAGUUACUUCAAAGUCGAAAGACGAAACCGAUUCUGAAACGGUCGUGAUCUUUGACCGCAACUAAAAAAUUCUGUUCUAUGAUAUCCAUCGAC